AUGGCUUCCAUCGCACCGGUUGAACUGCCGCUGCCGGCCCUCACUGAGGGCUGGAGCGCCGACAAGGACUUCAAGGCCAUUGGCAAGCUGUCUGGUGCCACCCAGCGCAGCAUCGAGCCUGUUGGCCCUCACUUCCUCGCCCACGCCCGCCGUGCCCGCCACAAGCGCACCUUUUCCGAGGAUGACCGCAUCCAGGCCCAGGAGAGCGCCAAGAAGACCGAGGACGUCGAGGAGAGCGAGGAGGAAGAGGAGGAGGACCCCAUGCUGCUGCAGCGCGAGGCCAAGGACUGGAAGACCCAGGACCACUACAAGAUUCUCGGUCUCUCCAAGUACCGCUGGAAGGCCACCGAGGAGCAGAUCAAGAAGGCCCACCGCAAGAAGGUCCUGAAGCACCACCCCGACAAGAAGGCCGCCUCUGGUAAGACCGAGGACGACCAGUUCUUCAAGUGCAUCCAAAAGGCCACCGACAUCCUCCUCGACCCCACCAAGCGUCGCCAGUACGACUCUGUCGAUGAGGAGGCUGAGGUCGAGCCUCCCGGCAAGAAGCAGCUCGCUAAGGGCGACUACUACAAGCUGUGGAGCAAGGUCUUCAAGUCUGAGGGCCGCUUCUCCAAGACGCACCCCGUCCCCUCGUUUGGCGGCGCCGACGCCACCAAGGAGCAGGUGGAGGAAUUCUACAACUUCUGGUACAACUUUGACAGCUGGCGCUCCUUUGAGUACCUCGACGAGGAUGUUCCCGACGACGGCGAGAGCCGCGACCAGAAGCGCCACGUCGAGCGCAAAAACACCAACGCCCGCAAGAAGAAGAAGGCCGAGGACAACAGCCGUCUGCGCAAGCUCGUCGAUGAUGCCCAGGCCGGCGACGAGCGCAUCAAGCGCUUCCGCCAGGAGGCCAGCGCCGCCAAGAACAAGAAGCGCUUCGAGCGCGAGGCCGCUGAAAAGGCCGCUAAGGAGGAGGCCGAGGCCAAGAAGGCUGCCGAGGCCAAGGCUGCCGCCGAAGCAGAGGCCGCCGCCAAGGCCGACCGCGAGAGCUCCAAGAAGGCCAAGGAGGCCGCCAAGAACGCCGUCAAGAAGAACAAGCGCGUGCUCAAGGGCUCCGUCAAGGACGCCAACUACUUUGCCGCCGGUGGUGAUGCGAGCGCCGCUCAGAUUGACGCUGUUCUCGGUGAUGUCGAGCUUGUCCAGGGCAAGAUUGAUCCCGAUGAGAUUGCCGCCCUUGCUGGCCAGCUCAACGGCCUGACGGUCGCCGACAAGAUCAAGGCUGUCUGGACCGCCGAGGUCAAGCGUCUUGUGGAUGCCGGCAAGCUCAAGGACGGCGAGGUCAAGAGCCUUGCCUAA
Akanthomyces muscarius is the source of this 1338-nucleotide messenger RNA. RefSeq lists its product as uncharacterized. The coding region runs from base 1 to 1338 and encodes 445 amino acids. The record is from RefSeq and is a predicted model, not a curated record. Lineage: Eukaryota; Fungi; Ascomycota; Sordariomycetes; Hypocreales; Cordycipitaceae. Gene Ontology annotation, biological process: 'de novo' cotranslational protein folding; regulation of translational fidelity. Gene Ontology annotation, molecular function: Hsp70 protein binding; ribosome binding. The transcript has 2 exons. Gene Ontology annotation, cellular component: cytosol.